CUAGAAUCCGGAUAUUUGUAUGUUGUAGAGCUACCGGGAGUAAGCGAGCGAAUCUAGCAUUAGAAAACGGACUGCAGAUACCUACCGGGAGCCGAGUCCCGAGAUCUCCUUAGCUGUCAGUCAAGGAACUAAAGGAAGGGCUUAAUUCAGAUUCCAUCAUGGCUUCAGACCCUCUCUCAGACCUCCAUGAUGACUUGGAGAAGGAUGAAACAAAUCAGUUCCUGGACCAGCUGAAAUUGGCUUCUCUUGAUGACAAAAACUGGCCCCCUGAUGAUGUCCAGGAUUACCCCAAGUCAGCUGACGACUCAAAAGUUUCUCCUGACCCUGUGUCACACUUGCGUUGGGAUGACCCUUACUAUGACAUUGCUCGUCAUCAAAUCGUGGAGGUAGCAGGUGAUGACAAGUAUGGACGCAAAAUUGUGAUGUUCAGUGCUUGCCGUUUGCCACCAUGUCACGAACUUGACCAUAUCAAACUUCUGGAGUAAGUGUCCACCUGCUGAUAUUCUACCCUGAAACACCUGGG
This is a messenger RNA of Bombina bombina (fire-bellied toad), 523 nucleotides long. RefSeq names its product Rho GTPase activating protein 1 (gene ARHGAP1). NCBI's taxonomy places the organism in Eukaryota, Metazoa, Chordata, Amphibia, Anura, Bombinatoridae. The transcript has 5 exons. Bases 159 to 485 code for a protein of 108 amino acids. The record is from RefSeq and is a predicted model, not a curated record.